Molecule: messenger RNA, 738 nt
Organism: Candida albicans SC5314
Lineage: Eukaryota; Fungi; Ascomycota; Pichiomycetes; Serinales; Debaryomycetaceae
Exons: 1
Coding region: 1-738 (245 amino acids)
Source: RefSeq, a predicted model, not a curated record
AUGGUAUUAUCUACUAGAGUAUCGAUUCAAUGGCCACCAAAAGAAGCUGAAGAGAAAACAAGUACAUUAGCAUUAACCACCCCUGCUAAUAAUUAUGUUGACAUUAGAAUUUUUAAAACUCAAUACCCGUGUUUAAAUUCGACAUUACCAUUACCAUUCACACAAGUAUUUGAACUUGGAUUAGCUGGUAAAGAAAUCCCAUUAGAUAAUGACAAGAUAAAAUUUGAUAAUUAUAUUAGUACUUUAGCUUUACAACAAAGUAUUGAAUCGGGUUUACCAAUUUUUUCCAUUGAUGUUGAUAUUGGACAUUUUUCCAAUUAUGGAUUAGAUGGAGAUAGGAAAGAAACAGGAGAAAUGAAAAAUUCAGAAGGUAUAAUAGCUCCAUAUAUUGAAAUAUGGAGAUCAUUAGAUCCAUUAAAACAUACGCCACAAACAGAAGUCAGAGAAAAUACUGAGAACGAACCAAUGAAAACAAAAAUAAAAAUGAAUGUUUUCACAUUAAAAUUAAUGGAUCAUUUGGGGGUAUUGAUACGAAUUGGUAAUUGGAUCCAAGGUAUAAUUCAAGAAGGUAAUUCUAUUCAUGUAAUUAGAAGUUGGUAUAAUGAAAAUUUACAACAAUGGUGUAAUUUAAUUGAAUAUGGUAAUAGUGAUGCUUUCCCUAUACAGUUUAAUGGGGAUAUAGAUGAUGUGGUUAAAGUUCGUAAUGGUUGGAAAUGGAAGUGUAUAGAAAGGGAAUAG